Molecule: messenger RNA, 1287 nt
Organism: Closterium sp. Naga37s-1
Lineage: Eukaryota; Viridiplantae; Streptophyta; Zygnematophyceae; Desmidiales; Closteriaceae
Source: the annotation of a GenBank genome assembly
AUGGUUAGUUUAGCGACAAGUCUCAAAGUGCCGGCGACGUUCGGUUGGUUGGCGGCGCGGCAAUGCAACUCCGCGACUGGAUGGCUGGGAGUCACGUGCGACGCCGACGGUCACCCCGUUUCCAUAUCGUUCAACAAGCCCACGUGGACCGGCGGGUCGCUGCACACGUCUGUCGGCACUCUCAGCCGCCUGCAAGCCUUGUUGCUUAACAACCUGGACAUGACUGGCAGCAUUCCCACGGAAGUCGGGCGCCUGGUGAGCCUGUCCUCGAUCGCACUCAACGGACUCGCUUUAACGGGCCCCAUCCCCGCUAGUCUCGGCGGCCUCACCAAUCUCGCGAACCUCAACAUCACGGGCGGCGCGUUGUCCGGGCAGAUCCCCGCGGCGCUCGGCCAGCUGUCGCGCCUGCAGCUGCUCAGCGUGGGCUCCGCCGCGGCGUUCAACCGCUUCUCCGCCAUCAACGGCGGCAUUCCCGAGGCGCUCUGCGACAUCGCGCCGCUCCAGUACCUGAACCUGGGCUUCAACCGCCUGCAGGGCUCGCUGCCUCUCUGCCUCAGCCAACUCACCAACCUCUUCUACCUGGCCGCGCCGAGCAACACACUCUCCGACGACAUUCCACCCGAAAUCGCCGCCCUUCCUCACCUUUAUGAAGUAGACCUAUCCAACAAUCUCUUCACCGGCCCAUUCCCAGAGUUCUCAACCGAACUCGACUCCCUCACACUCUCCAAGAAUCUUUUCUCCGGCCCGCUCCCCACCUCUCUCCCUCCUCUCCUCACCUCCCUCGCGAUCAACACCAACUACUUUACCGGAAACCUCCCCAUCUUCUUCCCACUUAACCUGACCUACAUUGACCUAUCCGAGAACUAUUUCACCGGGAUUGCCAACGUUUUUGCAGCUGCUGCCACCCGAACCGGCACCAGGAGCACCUCUCUGAGCGCACACGCAGCCUCGGUGGCCGAGCGGCUAGGCUCAGUGCGAGGCUCGGGGAUGCUAGGUUUGGUGUCCGGUCCGGCGCGAAUGGGGAUGGAAGUUGCAGGAGCCGUGAGUGAGGGGGUGCAGGCUGUUCAGGAGGAGGUGGAGGAGGCUGGGGCGAGAACGGUGAGGGGACCGGCUCGGAUUGACCUGGAAGUGGAAUUUGAGAGGGCGGAGCAGGCAGAGUUGAUUGCCGAUGAGGAGGAGAAGAGGGGGCAAGAGCAGCAGAAGGAGAAGGGGCAGAGAAGAGGCGGCAGCAGAGGCAGCAGCAGCACUGAGCUGCUUCACUCACUCGCGUCGUUCAUUGGCUCCUAG